Neurospora tetrasperma FGSC 2508 is the source of this 1353-nucleotide messenger RNA. RefSeq lists its product as uncharacterized. The transcript has 4 exons. Bases 1 to 1353 code for a protein of 450 amino acids. The record is from RefSeq and is a predicted model, not a curated record. Lineage: Eukaryota; Fungi; Ascomycota; Sordariomycetes; Sordariales; Sordariaceae.
AUGUCUCCUCAUCAGGUCAACAAUGAUCAGCAGCAGGAGCAAAAGCAGGGUUCUUCGGCGGGAGGCGGCGGGAUUUCAUUCAAGGCUCCGCCUGGUUCUGGUGGGUUGGGCGAAUUAGGCAAAAGUCCCAAGCACUGGCUCAUGGGCGACGAGGCGUUUGAGGCGAGAAUGCCUCAUCAUGAUGGAGUACAGGCACUGUGGGAGACCAAGUGGAAAUUCCCAUGCUCCAAAUCUCUCUACCCCUUCCACGACGGUCUCUAUGCCGACUUUGCUCCCUCCUUCGACGCCCUCAUCAAGACUAACCACAACGACAUGACCUCCCCCGCCUGGACCACUACCUUUCUCUCCACGGGCGUAGCCGAGCAGCUCGUCGAGCAGGGUGACAAACUCGUGGCUGAGCUCAAUAACAUUAAACCCCCGGGACGUCUCCAGCCAGAGCAGCAGCAGCAGCAGCAGAGACGCAGACAACUCCGCGAGCAAGCCUCCUCGCUCUACCUCCGGGCCUGCUGCCUUUACCGCAUCGCCCGCUUCCCCUACAUCACUUCCAUCCCCAAGGUGAACGACCAGACCAAGUGGGAUGCGUGGGAGAAGCAGAAGGAGAUAUAUCUAAAGGCGGGCAAACUGUGGGAGGAAAGCCCCGUGGAGGAAGUCAAAGUGGCCUUUCUCGACAACAGACAGAUGCAACAAGGCGAAGGGCAAUGGAUCCCUGUUUACGUUAGGGUCCCUCCUGCUGGUACUUCCUCCCAGCCCUCUACUGGUAGUGGUGGCUACCCAACCGUCAUCCUCAUGACCGGCUUAGACGGGUACCGUCCGGACAACACCGUCCGCUGCAACGAGUUUCUCGCCCGCGGAUGGGCGGUGGUGGUGGUGGAGAUCCCGGGAACGGCGGAUUGUCCUGCUGACCCGGCGGACCCGGAGAGCCCUGAUAGGCUGUGGGAGAGCUUGUUGCAGUGGAUGGGCACCUACCAAUAUCGCGGAAAGAGGGCGUUUGAUAUGAAGAGGGUCAUGGUCUGGGGGUUGAGCGCUGGUGGGUAUUAUGCGGUGAGGAUUGCGCACACGCAUAGUCAUAGACUGGCGGGUGUGGUGGCGCAGGGGGCGGGGGUUCAUUACUUUUACGAUAAGAAGUGGAUGGAGAAGGUGGAUGGGCAUGAGUAUCCUGCUCAACUGAUGCCUGCUUUUGCUUUGAAGCAUGGGUACAGCUCCGUUGAGGAGUUCAAGGCUGGAGUGCAGAAGAAGUUCUCUUUGUUGGAGAAUGGGAUUCUGGAUAGAACUUCGACAAGGCUUUUGUUGAUCAAUGCUCGGGAUACUGACGGCUACAAUGUAGGGUACCCAAGACGGUUUGAUGCCCAUUGA